CGGGACGUAAUUUGGCGCUAAAAUAGCACUCCUCUAUUGAGCUGAUGUCAAAGCAAAGCUUCUCGGCCGGAGAGGGAUUACAGACACACAGGAACGUUUCUCACAAUCGCCAGAGAACGCAAGAACUACAAGAGAAACAUUUCCAAGCUUUGUUUACUUUUGAAAGGUACAUUUAUGAAACUGAAUGACCGAGGGACAUUUAAUACGUUUAAUUUAUUUGCAGUAUAUUAAGACGUAAUAGCCUCUCUCGUGCCACUAUAACAAAGGACCCUAGGAGAGAUUUUUGUGAAUUUCGGAUAUUUACAUUUUUGUAGUUUUCACGCAUAAUUUAUCUACAACUUUAACAUUAUUUAUUAUACUAAAGUGCACAUUGUCUAUAUCAUUUGCAGUCUUUUAAGAUAUACAUAUUCAUUUUGACGGUUGAUUCGUUCUGCAGUAAAUUAUAGACGCGAUUUGCGUAAUAAAAGUUUCUUUUGCGUCACUUUCGCGGGUUUUCGUGCAUUUCGUAUGCAAAAUGAUGCGGAUACCCAGAGGGAUUUCUCCUGCUUCUGGAAGAGGCGCAGUAUCUGGACUCUCGUGCCCACAGAAGAAAAUGUUCUCCGCGGUGAGGACAGAUUUUUUCAACACGGGACUCUCAAGCCCACCGGUGAAUUCGGUACCGGCUGGAUACUUCACUCAGAUCGGUAACACAACAGCUGCGGAGCAGAGACCCAACUGUUUAUACGCGACCCCCCAUGGGCCGGAGCCUAAGCCUGUGCGGACUUCUUCCGGGCGGCUGCCGGCCAAAAGAAGACUAGAUCUAGAAGAGCCAAUUUAUCUCCCAGAAUUCCGCACACCAAAAGGAAAAGGAAACUCUGCAUGUGCAAGGGCACCAAGCCCCAAAACUCCCAAGUCUCCAGGGGAGCGCACCCGUUAUGACACUUCCCUUGGCCUGCUGACUAAGAAAUUUGUGGGCUUGCUGAGUGAAUCGGCUGACGGGGUUCUAGAUCUGAACUGGGCCACAGAAGUUCUGGAGGUUCAGAAGAGACGAAUAUACGACAUCACAAAUGUUUUAGAGGGUGUGCAACUCAUCCGCAAGAAAUCCAAAAACAACAUCCAGUGGCUGGUCAGUGGUGUGUUUGAGGGCUCAUCCUUUAAUUCAGAGAAGACCAGCGCUCUCAAGAAAGAGCUUUCUGAGCUGGACAGGCAGGAAAAAGCUCUAGACGACCUCAUUCAGUCCAGCUCAACGCGGCUACGUGAACUGACAGAGCACAAGGACAACCAAAGAUUAGGAUAUGUUACCUAUCAGGACAUUCGUACCAUAAGCAGCUUGAAAGAUCAGACUGUGAUUGCUGUGAAAGCACCAUCUGAAACCAAACUGGAAGUUCCAGAAGCAUCUGAGGGCUCACUGCAGAUUUACUUGAAAAGCAAGAAUGGCCCAAUUGAGGUGUACUUGUGUCCUGAAGAAUGUUUGGAGGAUGCUAGUCCCGUCAAGAACACCACACCCAGAAAAGAUUACCCACAAACCCCCAGCGCUACCACACCCUCUGUCUUCCCACCUGCCAAACCCCAGCCAGUCGAAGGCUUGCCUUUAAAGCCUCAGCCAUCUAUGACUGGCACCUCCGUGCUCGAUGUGGAGGGGAUUCUGGAUCUUCCUCCCAGCCUUCUCCAGAUCACUGAAGACCAGCUGCCUGGGAUGGCAUUCACAUCCGAGCCUUCUGGGCCCUUUGUUAACUUUUCUCCUCAGCUCAGCCACGACGACUACCUCUGGGGUCUGGAGGACGGAGAAGGCGUAUCUGAUUUCUUUGACACUUAUGAUCUGGGAGACCUGCUUAAAACAUGAGCCAUCCAGUGUGACGGAAGUGUGAUUAAUGGUGUGAGAGUUCAAUUGUAAUUAGUUUAAUUCAGACAUAGAUCCUCUGAAUUUUUAAAACACUCCUUCACAUAAUGGCAGAUUGAAGUUUGUACAAAAUGCACUACUGAAUUGGCUUAAUCGGUUCUGUUCCUGAUAAAGAUAGUGAAUUUGGGAUGGGACCAUGUCUUAAUAUUUUAACUACUAUAGUGAUUAGAAUUUGAUCAUAUUUUGUCAACAAGCGCCCUCUAGAGGAGAUCCAUGUGUUAGGUUUAGUACACUAUGAAGCCAUACUUUUUUUGUCAGCCAUAUUACCAAAAGUAAGGUAUGUUUGCUUAGUUUAAACAUUUUUGACAAAACAAAAACUGAAUUUUCAUGCGAUUUAAUUAUUUCAAUUUUAAGUUAUAUGUUUGCCCAUUGGCAGUGUUUUUGGUCAUUAUUACUUGAAUAUCGGUGAUAAAAAUCAAGCCUAUGUAUUUGCCUUUUCUAGAUAUGAGGUAGAACUUACUGUUUAUUAGUAAAUCUUCAUUGAGAUAUAUGGAACUCAGGUCAUUUUAAAGCUUCUCUAGAGCUUUAAUUAUUGUAGUACUGCCAAACAUUGCCAGUAGAGGGCUGUGUGACCAUUUUAGCUGUCAGCAAAAAAAGGUGCUUUUAAAGAUAUGUAGAGAAGUGAAUUGUUAUAGAGUAAAGAUUUGAGAGCGUGUAUGGGAGGCAUCUUUAUAACUCAACUGAACCAGAGAUCUGAAAAGCUCUUUCAGUCUAGAAAAAGAAAUAGGUGCUUAUCUGUUCAUUCUACCUCCAUCUUUUAGUUUUAGACACCAUGAGGUAAUACCUUGAUCUUGUAAAAGUGGCCUUUCCCAUGGCACUGAGUAAUGAUCAUGUAGUACUACAUGGCUCAAAAAACAAAGUUUUACCAUUGACGUGUCUGUUUAUGAGAAACCUCAGGGAAUGUGCAGAUUUGGCAGCUGAAUUUUUUUUUUUUAACAUUUCCAAAUGAUUAAUUCAAAGUGAUCAUUUGAAUUACUCUAGUCUGUUUGAUGUCUGUAAAAUCAAUUUUUCCUGAAAUUACAGUAAUGGAGUUCUCAGGGUUCACUACUCCAUUCAGAGUAGUUUAGAGACUUUUAAUGGCAUCUGGCAGAAACUUUGAUACUGUUUGAACACUGAACUGCUGGGAAUACAAAGUAAACUUUGUUUCCAGGGUGUUUUUUUUUUUUUCCUAUUUGGAGUUGGGAUUCUUGCCCCACCUGAAUGGUAGGUUUAUAGCUGCAGAGACAAAGCAGAAUUUUGAUCUGGUUUGAAAACACCCGUCUUAAAUGCAGAGCACAUAUGGGUUGGGAUUCAGUAUGGAAAAGCUUGAUUUUUACAACUAGCUUCCCACAUCCAGUUCUUCAGUGAAAAUAAUUCUUUUGAAGCAAGCAUUUCUCAGUCAGACUGAACAAAGACUUGUAUUUAGGAGCAUUUUGGAAACCUGAUAAGGUUGAUUCAGCAUUUGUUAAGGGGUUGGAUGAGUUUAAGAGCAGUUGUUAAUCAGAUUUAAUAAUUGAUUAACUUGAACUUGCCUUUUGAAAUAUGUACAAAUGUUUUACCUGGGGUUUGCUUCAUGCAACUGUCCCACCUGCGGACAACUGUCCUGUCCUAACAAACUUGAAAAAUGUGUGUCUGUAUAUGCAUGAGUGUGCUGAAGUGUGUACUAAUUUUGGCAGUUUGGUGCAUUUGAUUGUAGUUUAUAGUUUUUUUUUAUUGUUUGGGAUGUUUUUAAAUAAGCAUUAUGUUUUUUUGUUUUUUUUAAUUGUACAGAAUAAUAAUUUUGUAUUUAUAGGUUUUGUAUUUGAAGGAAAUUGGUAAUUGUCUCAGGACAUAUAGACCGUCUGUUUAACAGGCAGCACUUAAUAUUUGAUAUUGUGGUGUUUAAACGAAUAAAGCUGUAAUGCUCAAAGUCGUAUUUUUGUGAACAAAGCAUUUUUUGUUAAAAGUUACAGUUUGUGCUUGUAUUGUGUAAACAGACUCCCACAUGGAUGUAUGCAGAUGCAGUUACAAUAUUUUAGUUUAACUGUAUUUUCAUGCUUGGUGUGAGCUGCAGAGUUUACCUGUGCAAUGAGGAAAUACCAUAAAGAUGAGUCAGUGAAAAUGACAGAAACAUUGAGACUGACACAAAACAGACGAGUAAAUCUGACUGAUAAACUGCUGCGGUCAUUCUUCAUUCCAAGUUGUCUGAAAAUGUUGCUUUCAUAGUUGCUGUCAACCAGUGUGGUCAAGAAACGUGGUUAUUUUUUAAAUCCUUGGUUUGGAUAGUGAAAAAAAAAUGGAGAUAAGCACUACUGUUAAAGAGUUUAGAUGCAGCAAGUUAAAUUAAAGAAAUUAAUACUUUAAGUCAGCAAAUAGGCUUUAAAUUCAUCAAGCGACAGUAAAGCACAUUUAAAAAAAGAUUUCUAUUUGAAAUACAUGCUGUUCUUUUGAACUUUCUAUUCAAAGAAUCCUGAAAAAAAAAUAUGCAGCACAAUGGUUUUCAACACUGAAAAUAAAUGUUUCUUAAGCAUGUGACACUGGAGACUGGUGUAAUGACUGCUGUAAAUUCAGAUUUGCCAUUACAGGAAUAUAUUGAGUUUUAAAAUAUGUUUACAUAAAAACAGUCCUUUUAAAUUAUAACAUUUUGAAAUAUUACUGUGGUAUUUUGAUCAACU
Molecule: messenger RNA, 4512 nt
Organism: Onychostoma macrolepis
Lineage: Eukaryota; Metazoa; Chordata; Actinopteri; Cypriniformes; Cyprinidae
Gene: e2f2
Product: E2F transcription factor 2
Exons: 7
Coding region: 515-1822 (435 amino acids)
Biological process (GO): regulation of transcription by RNA polymerase II
Cellular component (GO): RNA polymerase II transcription regulator complex
Molecular function (GO): protein dimerization activity; DNA-binding transcription factor activity, RNA polymerase II-specific; RNA polymerase II cis-regulatory region sequence-specific DNA binding
Source: RefSeq, a predicted model, not a curated record